GCAACAUGGUCGCUCAUGACCACAGAUGUUUCCUCAGAGAGAGUCAUCACCUGUGUGGACAUCCAGCGUCUGAGCUGUGACAGCGGAGUGAUCAGCGUGCAGAACGCUGUGUACGGACGCACAGACAGACAGACGUGCAGCGAGGGCCGACCUCAGCAGGAGCUCCUCAACACAGCGUGUUCCCUGCAGGGGACCUUUGACCUCCUGAGGACCAGGUGUGAUGGGAAGAGAGUGUGUGAACUAAACACAAAUGAUGUCCGAACUUCUGAUCCCUGCCUCGGCACCUUUAAAUACCUGGACACAAACUACACCUGUUUCCCAGCAAUUCACCUCAAUAUAUGUGAGAAUUCUGAGGCAAAUCUACACUGUGAGGACGGACAGGUCAUAUUCGUGUACGGAGCUGAUUAUGGACGUCGAGACCGGACGACGUGUUCAUACCGUCGUCCUGAGUCUAAUCUCCAAAAUGUCCUCUGCUCAAGUCCCACGAAGAAAGUGGCUGAAAGCUGUAACGGGAAGAGCAGCUGCAGGGUCAGAGCAGUAAACUCAGUGUUUGGAGACCCGUGUUUCGGUAUCAUCAAAUACCUGGAGGUGUCGUACACGUGUCAAUAUCCUGUGUGAACUCACUGACGUCACUGAUCACUUUCUACUGCAUCUGUCUCACCUUAAUCAAAUCUGUGUAUGAUCACAUCAAGUCUGCUUGAUAUAUAAUAUUUCUCCUCAGAUACUCGACCAUUACUGACAAUAAUCCAUCAGUUCAUUGACCUUCAGCUACAAAGUGUUUAUUCUAAUC
Hippoglossus stenolepis (Pacific halibut) is the source of this 790-nucleotide messenger RNA. Its product is annotated as L-rhamnose-binding lectin SML. The record is from RefSeq and is a predicted model, not a curated record. The coding region runs from base 16 to 618 and encodes 200 amino acids. Gene Ontology annotation, molecular function: carbohydrate binding. Lineage: Eukaryota; Metazoa; Chordata; Actinopteri; Pleuronectiformes; Pleuronectidae. The transcript has 8 exons.